Messenger RNA from Haplochromis burtoni (Burton's mouthbrooder), 18501 nucleotides. RefSeq names its product UDP-GlcNAc:betaGal beta-1,3-N-acetylglucosaminyltransferase 2b (gene b3gnt2b). The record is from RefSeq and is a predicted model, not a curated record. The coding region runs from base 10207 to 11400 and encodes 397 amino acids. The transcript is spliced from 3 exons. Gene Ontology annotation, molecular function: hexosyltransferase activity. NCBI's taxonomy places the organism in Eukaryota, Metazoa, Chordata, Actinopteri, Cichliformes, Cichlidae. Gene Ontology annotation, cellular component: membrane.
AGUGCAGUCACAAUUGAGACGGUUAAAAAAUAGACCAGUCGCGAUAAGCAGCAGAUCUCGGCUGUUAGCGGAGGGAAAACACAGGAGGUCCUCGGUAAACAGACGACGAUUAGCCACCGGAAACGGCACGUGAUGGAUUUAUUUCACUAUUUCGCCGCUGUCGGAGUGUCUCUAGGCUGACUGCCAAGCAAGUGAGUUCAACCGAGUUUAUUUUUUCCCACCUGUCCGGAGUAACAGUCAUAUCGAGUAGCUGAACUAGAUCCUCAUAGUAAGUUAACCGACCCAGUAAGUUUCCAGGAAAGUCCGAGUUACUCGGGGAACAGGACUGUACAUGAAAAGUACUUGUUCCUUUUCAGGAAAACUCAAGAAAGAAACCAGAAACGCAGUAGGAAGAACAGACUAUGACAAGACGUAGUGCCGUGGCAUUUGUAAAGCAGUACUAUCUUUAAAAAUACAGCAUUAUUCUGCUUUAGGGCUAAAUGACUAACCUUAAUGAAUUAAUGGACUUACCUGUUUCGAGGUUAAAUGCAGUAAAUAUUUAAGCUGCCUAUCAAAUAUAAAGAUGUGUUUAUGAUUAACAAUAACUUGAGCGAGACUGAAAGCACUUCGGGCUCUUGGAAGGGACUGAAUCAGAAACUAAAGUAAGACAUUUUUGUAGCUAUUCUCAAUCAAAAAGUGUCACAUCGAAUGCAGGGGUGUCAAAACAUGUGGCCGGGGUGGACUACCCAGUUAAGUCUCGACCACUAAAUAGAGUUAAAAUCCAAAAUGCAUUUUCAUUCUUGGUGAGCUGUGCCAGCAAUCUCUGGGGGUGAAAAUAUCUGGGAAGUUAAAAAAAAUUGUUUUUACAGAUUCCAGCAUGUUGUUUAAACCUUAAAGAUGGAAAUGUUUGUCAAUAUUUAUUUUAUUAGCCAUAUAUAGCCAAGUUUGAGCACUAAAAUCACUGCAUAAUAAUCAACAUAGAAAAAGUUCAAUAAUCUUUCUUGCUGACCAUCCUAAGAUGCCCUGAAAAUAAGUCGCAUAUCACUGUAAACACAUUCUUCCCUUAUUCUAACUUCAAAAUAGGAAUGAAUAAAAAAUUCAAAAAUGUGUUUACUUGUACUGCAAUGCAUUUCAUUUAGGAACUGGAGUAAAUAGGACCUAAUUUGAGCCUUUAAGCCUAUGAAUGUGAAAAUACGGAGAUAAACUGUUGAAAUUUCACAAACAUGUAGGUUGUCAUUAAGUGAUUAAACAAGUGAUCCACUUAUGAUCAACUAGGGCUGUAUGUACCCUUGAGUUAAAAUGAGCUUGACCUCCCUGCUUUGGACAAUCUGUAAAAGUAGCACAGAGCAAAGUUAGUUUUAAACUUGGUGUUAAUGUUAAACCUGGACAAACAAGUUCCCAAUAUAACUGUCUGUUCUUCCUUCUCUGUCUGUUCUCUGCCUUUUUUUGCUGUGUAUGCACUUCAUGAUCAAAUUUCUGAAUCACACGAGCAACAUUUUCCAAGGGUUUUUCUGCACAGAUGUGUGUGCGUCAGCCCUGUACCAGUGCUAUGUUUAGACAGAAACAUCCAAACCACACUUAGGAUGAGCAUUCCUUAUCAGUCAUGGUGAAGUUUCUGACUGGUCUGUUAUGGAAUUACGAAUACAAAGUGGAUAAAACAAAUGUAAAGGCGCCAAAAUUAACAGUAUUAGUUUUAACAUGUUGUUAAAAUUACAUCUGUCCAGUCUAUGAUAUUUAUUUGAAAUUGCUGUACUAUAGAUCAGGGGUGUAGCCCAUACUGAUUUGAAUACAGUAAGAAAAAUAAAAAGGGACUCAAAAGGUCAACAGAAACAUGGUGCAGAAACGUGUCUAAUCAAUUCAUUUUGGUAGAGCUGAUAUUUUCUCUUAGAAAAUGUACAUUUUUCUACGACAGUGUGCUGUACAAUUCAUCUAAAUUCUGUAUCAGCAUUAAAGUAUACAUGAAAUGUAAUCAUUCACAGACAUAAAUGUGACAAGUGAAAAGCCAGCCAAAGAAAAAUACAGAGAAUCCCAGGUGUGUACAAAAACAGCCAAACUUUCCAAUGCUAUCAGUGUUUGUUAUCUUGGCUUCAUUGUCUGAAAAUAUAUCUCUUAAAACAUAGUCUGACAAUUUCAGUUUAUUAUACAGUCAUUCAUCUUUAAGCUCCAAAUAGACAGCACCCUGUUUUUGACCACACACCUGAGGGAGCAACCUGGCCAGUCAACCAGCAAAUUUUACCCCCUUAGUGUCCCUUAGUGACUUUUCCAACUUUGGCCUGUGACGAUAAUGCUGUGUGAAUUGUGAUGAUUAAUGGUUUCGCAUAAACCUAGUUUAAUCAUUCAUGAAUGAGAUACUAUCGUAGCUAGCUGCACUGAGUAGGAGAUUCUCUGUAUCUCAUUGUACAAGUGUAUAGUGACAGUAAAAGGCGUUCUAUGCAAGUGACUGUUUAUUAAUUAUUUACUAAAUCACAAUAAUUCCAAAAAUGGACACAGUGUGACAUCUUAAAGUUAAAAAGUUUAAAUAGCCCAAUGGCCGUGAUGAUCCGCUUGGUAAAGUAAAUCCGUUGGGUAUCUUUGUUGGCCUUUCAGACAGCAAUUCUGACAGCUAAAGAACCAAACGCAGGGCUCGCAAAAUCGCUAGCCCGACGUGCCGGAGCUAGCAAUAUCUCCGGUCGGGCGACCAAAAUCUAUCUCAGCCCCGUCCGUUGGGUUAUCAUAUAGCCCGAAAAAAAAGUUCAUAAAGAUAAACAGAAAAACAAACAUUUUUAAAUAUAUUUUUUGUACUUUUUCUAACCUAGUUUUUGCCUGCUGCAGAACAUAAUAUGAAUAACCGCAAAGACACAUUCAUUAAUAUGAAUGACCUUUGUAUCUGAGUGAGACUGUUUUUUGUUUGUGUUGCUAAGUCGGUCUUUAAUACCAUCACAGUACAGACCUGCAUCACUGAGGGAAGAAAAGCUCUGCUAAUAUUUACUAUUUAUUAACACAUUUUUGUACAGCAGUGUUUCUCACACAGGCUUUAUUUUGGAGGCCACUGAAGUGUAUCUUAAAAUUUAUUUUAAUUAUUUCAUUUGUUUCAGUGGAGAAAAUUGCAUUCAGUUGUACUGUGUGGAAGUCCUCAUUCUCCCCAUUCAAACAGCACCUCAUCUUCUUUAUGUUUUCCUACUUGUAGGCUGAUCAGGUUGAUAUUUUGGCAGCCCCCAGGCCUUCAUCCAGUAGUUUAAAAAGGUCCUACUCCACCAUUUUGGUAGAAUAUCGACUGCAGGCUUCUGUAACACUAAGGAGUUCAAUACAGUGGAGCUGGAGACCAUCCACGGGUUACGAAGCUUAAUAGACAGAUAGCUAACUACUUAAGAAAGUGUGAGGGUACCUCCUUUAGUAUAUGUGUCCUCCGCAAGUAACAGCUUUCAUUGUUUCUCUGUGGAGGGUGAGGAACUGUUACGGUUUCCUUUUAGGUGUUUGGGCUUCAUCCCAUGUGCACUAUAGAUAGCCACACAUGACUAUUGUUUGCAGUUUUUUUGCACUGUUGUGAAAUAUAACAGAAGGUUGUUUUGAGUUUAUUAUAGUUUCUUCCAGUGGCUAUUUGCAUAAAUGGCCAAUUAAAAGAAUACUUCUUUUCAUGUCUACUCCGGAGCAGGAAGUGAACAAACUCAAGUGUCCUUUUAAUUGAAGGCUUGUGACCUUGACCCUAGAUUAAUGUGUCGCCUCAUCUAAUCCAUACCACCCAAAUUCUUCAUUAAUAUUCCAGACAUCAUGGGGAGUAAGCAAAUUAGUGGCUCAAGGAACAUGGAAAGGAGUGAGGGUUAUUUACUUUAGGCUUGAUGUUACUUAAGGGUUUCUUCCUCGUAUACUACAGUGGAGAGAGUUCACACAAGUACAGAAGUACAUUUGCUGCAUAUGCUGCUUUUUUGCUCUGAGUUGAAUUCAUACAUUUGGCUUUUCAGCCGUCUUCCUCUUGUUUCAAGGUCAUUAAUUUAAGCACAUCCUGAAACUGGAGAUCUGGCAAUACCCAGGGGUGGUGCUAAUUAUGGUGGCAUCCCAAUAGAUCUGUACUAUAACCACAUUAUCGUUAACACAGAAAUCUGCAAGGCCCCAUUUAGACAGCCAGUCACACAGCCUGAUAAAUAUAUCUUUGCACGAUUUUGGGGUGAUUCUUGGCGUGAUUGUGCGUUAACUGCCUCCAUGAAAGGCUUGUAUUGUAAAAUGUAUUCUGAAACUACUCUUAAUAUUGUGAUAAUUAAACUGACUAAUGAAGAAACCAGACACUGAAGCUAAACGGAAAUGGGCAAAUUCAAGUGAACUGAAAACAAAAACAAACCAAGGGAAAUCAAAGGCCUUAUGCAAAACUGUGCUUUUUGAGCUGGAGAAAAACCUUGAACAUCUUUUGCCAGGAAAAAGAGUUCUAAAUUACAAUUAACAUUGUUCACAUGUGGCAAAGUAUAAGGAGCCGAACAGGUAAAACAGUACCUUUAUAACAUUUGUCUGGAAUUUCAUUCCUUUUUUUCUAUUUAUAUAUUGGACCCACAACAGGGAUCAACUCACGGUGGAGUGAGCCAUAAAGUCAGUCAUACAGUGGCAGAGCAGCUCAGAUCUCUCUGCGCAUCCAGGAUCAACUUGUCUGACUUUUUGUAUUCUGCACAAGACUGUCAAAAUCAAACACACAAGCCUCUUCUCCUUUUCCUUACAUCAGCCUCAAAACGGAACCUUUCAAUGUUAGCCCCGUUAAACCGCAAAGGUUGAGACAUACUGCUCAAACAGAGAUUCCGGAAUGGCUGCUUGUUCAACUUUUUGUCACAUGAAACGGAGUCGUUUCACAAUACCAGGGUUUCUUAAUCACUAAUAUGAAGAGAUAUGCAUUUGCACACAAGUUAGCACCAGCUAUAAAUUGCUUUGUUGCCGCUGUUUCCCAAGAUCCAUUAAAAACAGCUUACUGAGUAGACAGAAUUAAUCCAUAAUGUUACAGUCCGUGGUCGCUCCAGAAUAUGGCAAAUACAUCAGUGGGCUUAAAAAGACAUUAAUGAUAAUGGGAGGAAAACUAAAGUGAUGCCAGUAUAAUAGCCAGGACACUCACAGAACUGCCUAAUGUAAGUGAUGACUUGCAGGAUGAUGGCACACUGAGGAAACUAAAGACAGCAUUUCUGACUGCAUUUAUGGUGGUAGUUCUGUUCCAGCACACUCUGAGGUUAAAUUCUAGAAUCUAGCUCCAUUCAGUCAGUGGAUAUGUCUACAGCCUUAGCCAACUGAGUUGUACUACUUUGUCUUUAUCUGGGUCCUACGUUUAUGCUGUCAAUAGUACUCUAAAAGAAGCCGAGCCAUUUUACGAAGUUAAAGUUUAGACUGCUUUGUAUCCUUGGCUUUAUUUGUAUAUGAAAACCACCUGGAGAAAGUUUGAAGGUGCGUUUUCAUUUCAUGUCAUUUCAUUUAUUUAUUUAUUUCACACUUGGUUCAACAGUUUUAACAGUUUUGUCCUUUCAUACACGCAAACCAUGCUUUUUCUCGGUAUAACACUGUAACAAUGCGUGAAAAGGAGCAGGAAGAAGAAAAUAUUCUUAUUAAACCCUGCCCCUAUCUGCAAUCCAACUAAUAUUACAAGUGGGCACCAUAAACCAAGGAACACACUAACAUUUAUCUCCAGAUCCUAAUGCACACCAAACAUCAAAUUUACAAUCAGCAAUAUACCACUUCAAAUAAUAAUAAGGAGAAAAAAUAAAUAAAUAGAAUAAAAUAAGGCGAGAGAAAGCGUGAGAGAGGGGAGGGAAAAAAAAAAAAACCUUCUUCAAUUAACUCCAAUUUGGUUCAUAUUCUUCAUAUUGAAUUAUCGUUUUAGACGUGUAAGACUUUUUAAAACAAUGUAAAUUUGUACAGUUCUUUAGAUUAUAAUGAGAGUUCCACAGUCGUAUACCCCUAACUGUUGGACUCAUUAAUCUUUGUGUAGUCCUAGUUAGUUGAUGCUUAAAAUGAAAUUUCCUUCUGCUGUCUUCACCCCCCGAACACAUUGAAAAGAAACUUUGUAACGUGAAAGGCAAAGUAUUAUUUUUAGCCUUAAACAUAAUUAAUAGUGUCUGUAGUUUCACUAAAUCUCCUCAUUUUAAAACUUACUGUUGAACUGUUGAAGUUAAUGGUUCACAACAUAGUUCUUGUUGAUGGUUUAUAGUUGUCCGCUUUUAAAAGUAAAGAUUUUGAUGCCCACUUUUUUAGCAAAAGAAAUUCACAGAUUUUUAAGUUGUUGUUUUUUGUAAGUAGGGCUUAAUUUACUGAAGGUUAGAGUAAUACUUUAUUAAACUGAUAAAAGAUCAUUGGAAAAUGUAUCAUCUUCUCCACUUACGCAUGUAAGUUCAUAUUAUAAGCUGUUACUUUCAAUGGAAAUGUGAAUUGUUGCAUCCUUAAUGAGUCAUCUUGUUACUGUUGUAUUCCCCUGUUCCAUUAAGUCUUUGUCAUGAGGUAGCUUUUAGCGGUCUGGUAACAGGAACACUGGAGUUGGGCAACAUAUGAGUGGUCAACAACUCACACAAACUCAAAAUAAAAAAGAUAAUGGAAACUAAAUUGUCAGUGGCUAUUUUGUCACCCAAUUAAUUUACAAGCAUUGUUUCUUGGUGAAUCUUAUGGAAAAUCUAAACUAUUAUUAAAAAUGCUCAAUAAUAAAACACUUAGAAAUGUGAAAACAUCAGUUCCCUUUUGACAACAGUCAUUGUGUGAACCAUUGUCUUUGUGCUUCCCGUCUUCGCCACAUAACCACUUCCUGGCCUCAGUUCCUAAGAAUCUGUAUCCAUUUAGCCAUUCAUAGUAACUAUGUAGAUGCAAUACCAGCUAUAGGAGUUCGCUAAUGCACAAGAACCAGACAGAUAUUUUCAAGUUGAGACCACAUGGCUUGUCAUUUGUAUUGUUUCUAGGUGGAUUUAAGGUCUUCCAUAUAUUUCAAAGUAGGUUCGAUAUCACAGGUCAUUCAAGGAUUCCAGCCUAAUGAUGUCUGAGUUAUGGACUUUCUCCCUUAUUUAAUUAUACAUGGAAAACUAUAAUCUUGUUAUCAUAAUGUGAUUCUGAUCUCAUCUGACAUAAAGAAAAGUUGUGCAUGCACAAUGCAAAAGCUUCAAAAAGAUUUUUUAGCAAAAAAGCAUGCAGCUCACCAUGUCAUGUUAGGAGCCUGAGAAGUAUACAUGGCGAGGUGGGUGUGGCUGUGCUGGCACGCACAUAAUAACAUGGGUUAAAUAGUGACUUUAAUAAAACUAUCAGGGGAUGAAAAGAAGGGUAGAUUUAUAAGAAAACCUUGAGAUAUUGGUGGUGUUUAAUUAUGUGUAAUGUAAAGUUAAAACUAAAGCUUAGCAGUCAUCUGAAUCCAUACACGCUUUCUUCACAAUUUAAAUGUGCAGGUGCAAAAUUACUCGUUUUUAUCGUCUUCCUCGGGAGAUGUGAUAACAUUGUCACUUGAUCAGCUUAAAGAGUCCAUUUCCUUUCUUGCUGCAUUAGCAUCAGAUGCAUAAUUUCUGUAAACAAAGCUACCAUUUAGUUUUUUUUUCUUACUGGCAAACACUUUCUAGGAUGUCUCACUUCAUUUUUACAAGCUUUAUAAUGUUUAAGAUGUACACUAUAAUCCCUUGAGACAGAGAUCUUCGGUUAAUCUCUUUGUUUUUCUCAAGGAGUUCCUGUCAUUAUUUGCAAUUAGCCAUGUUUUCACUGAAAGGCUAUCUGUCAUAGUUGCAGGGAGGGUCUUGUCAAUGCUAAAGACUGGAAGUUCAUGAUUCAUUUUGCAGAGUGCACUUCAUCUUUGCUCAUCAGGUCACACUGGAGUGACACUACCUAAGUUCAGUGUGUGCUGAGUGUGAGCAAAUGACUAGCAGGUGGCUUAAGUGUAGCCAGGGUCACAAGUAUUUGUUGAUAAUGAGAAAUUCCAGUCUAUUUUAAGUUCCAGUGCUAUUGUGAGGCAGUGAAUGUCUCAUUUCCCGAUCUCUAUACUGUAGCUUAGAAAUGGUCACUUUAGCAUUACUAGGAGAAAAAAAGAACAUUUCCUCAGGUUGUUUUGAGAAUAAAUGUGCAGAGCUUGAGAGCUGUUCUUCGCCCUGUAGAACCCACCCCAUAGCCAUAUUUGGAUAAGGAAAUUAGUGUUCCUGAUAUUAGUUCAGUUUUUGGACUUUUGUUAUUUUAGGAUUGUUGUUGUUGUUGGGUCUCAUGUACAAAACCAGGAACUUAAUCCCACCCUGUGUACUUCAAGGACCUCUUGCUUGUCUCGGUGCAUGCUCAAUCAUCGAGGUAAGUAAAACCCUAAAGGUUGAUUCUGUUUGUCUGGACGUAGCGUUUUCAGUGGGAGAAACGUUUUGUCACUCAUCCAAUUAACUUGGAUGAUUAACAGAAUCAAUUUUUUGGGACCUCUAGGUUGAAAUAUUUAGGUUGUUAUUGUGGUUUUAUAGUAAUUCUGAUCAGGAUGACUGGGAGAUUUUUCACAGAAUGUCCUCUAAGGUUAGUUAUGCAUGUGUUGCAUUUUAAUAAAACCAACACAGCGAUCAGAACCAACAAAUAAAAUUAGGAGACUGUCUCACAUCAAUGGAAAAUUCUGAGAAGGAGGCAUGACAUUUGGUGGAUAUAUUCCAGCUCAGACAGUCCCUCUUUAAGUUGCAGCCUUCAGGCUAUUUAUGGCCCUCCUCUCUUUGCACCAUGUCCCCAUUAGGCCCACAUAUUUCGUACAGUAAUAUCUUAGUCUUGUAUGAAGUAUUACUCCCCAAAAAAUUAUCUUUGGUAGUUUCAACCUACAAAGGUGAAGAGAGUCUGCUCAACAAUUUACAAUCCAUGGAUAAUGAUGAUUCAUAUACAAAGGUAAUUCAAAGUGCUUUUAUAAUGCAUUAGGCAUAUACAAUGUCAGAGAGAUAAAAGGAAAUGAUGAACUUCUAGAUGCAUACUGUCAAAAUGUACUUGAGAUGAUCCUGACUGGGGACAGGCAGUAAUCCUCUUGUUGAGUAUCAUCAGUAAUUAUCAUGCUUUAUUUAUAUAACCCAAGAUUCAUUUUGUAUAGCUUCAUGGGACAUUUGUUUAAACAAAAAUCUGUGACAGUGUUCCAGUCAGAUCCAUUUUUAGCUUGGUAUGGGUGGCUGUUGCGUUCCUUUCCUUGACUUUUAUUGUUGCUGAAUUUAUUAAGCAGACCACAGAGAGGUACAUCAAGAACAGUGGCUCUGUCACCUCAAAUCAUUAACAGGUUUUCUGCUCAGUUUCUUUAUGUGGUGGAAAAACUGUUUUUGAUCCAGAGGAUGCUGAAAACUCCACUCGCUCUAGAAGGAAAAACUUAAAACUGGGACCUGCCCAUUGCUUUGCCAGAUCUUGAUGGCCAGUUUUCACUGCGAUGCAUUGCCACUGGUAACACCCACAGAGGAAAUCGUUAAAUGUGAAACCAAAAUAUCGUAAGUGGUGCCAGAGACGAGACGUUUUACCUUCAGCAUAAACACUGGUCAGAAAAAUUAAAGGGAAGUUGCAAUAAAUAUUCGUCCCUUAAGUCAGGUGCAUGCUCCUCUAAAUGGUUAGACUCUUUAUCUUUAAUUUUUUUUUAGCCUUUAUCAAUUGAAGGUUGAACUUUGUCCACAGACCUGACGUGGCCUGUGGAGGAGACUUAUCUGUUAUCACUCGCACACAGCAGUUAGCAGCCUGAGCCUUUUAGGCUUCUCUGCCCUGCUGACCUGUUUCACACAACUUUGGGAGGAUUGCAACCGUGAGUGUGUAGGACAUGUGUUCUGCAACCGUGAGUGUGUAGGACAUGUGUGCUAACCAGACCUGCUGCAAAACAAGCCCACAAAUAUCAACCAGCUAGUGAAGAGGAUGUCCUAGAUACAUUUUCUGUUUUUGAGUUCCUAAAAAUGAUGAAGUUUUACGUUGAGAAGGGCGUGGCUGAUCAGUGGAGCUUCAUUAGUUGUGCAUUCAUCUGAAUAGUAAUGGCAGUUAACGGUGCUUUAACCUCACUGUUAAAAAUGUAAUUAGUGUUUUCAUCUGCAGUUAGUACGAAAAGCCUAGCGGCAGUAAAAUGAGACAGAAGUGAUUGGAGAUGUCAGCUUCAGCGGGGUCAGACAGGUCCUUAAAGUAAAAAGAGAUUCAGUCUUUUCUCUGCCUCCUCCCCUUCCCGAUCCCUUUUCCCCAUUGGCUGUUGUCCCCAGACAGUGCACAAAAGUAUGGGGUAAAAGUGCUGAGGAGACACCAGGAGAACAAGAGCUGAAGAGGCCCACUCACCUGCACAGGUGUCGGCGUGUGCGGUAAUCUGUCAUGGGGCUGCUGCCAAAGAUGAGGCUUAAGGUUGUGGUGUCACUGACUAUGGUCAACCUCUUUAUCUUCAUCCUCAUCUCGCGGAACAUCAACCAAGACAAAAGUGGACAUCAAAAGAUUCUUAUCCCUUCCAAACGCUUCUGGGCUAAAGUGGCUCCCAGCUCGGCCUACUGGAACCGCCAGCAGCAGAUUCUGGACAUUCACAGCAAUCACAUCAUCAUGACGAACCGCAGCAGCGACAUCCCUGAGUGGCUCAAUGACACCAGUUUGACAUCCAACGUCUGUCAGCCUAACCUCAGGGUGACCACUCAGGUAAAAGAUUACAACUCCCUGCUGCCCCGCUUCAAGGACUUCCUGCUUUACAUGCGCUGCCGCUCCUACCCGAUCAUUAUGGACCAGAUGGAUAUCUGCAAGGAGCCACCGUUUCUGCUGCUGGCUGUCAAAUCGCUGGUGCCUCACUUUGAUCGCCGCCAGGCCAUCCGCCAGUCCUGGGGAAAAGCAGGCGUAUUAGCCAAUCGGACAGUGGUUACCAUUUUCCUCCUUGGUAACGCAACACCUGGAGACCACCACCCAGAUCUGUCUGGUAUGCUGCAUUUUGAGAACGCCCGCCAUAAAGACAUCAUCCAGUGGGAUUUCCGUGAUUCGUUUUUCAAUUUGACUGUCAAAGAAGUUCUUUUCCUGGAGUGGAUCCAGGCACGUUGCUCCGGCGCCCAAUUCAUCUUCAAAGGCGACGACGACGUCUUCGUUAACACCUACCGCAUCAUGGACUUUCUCAAGGGGCUCUCGGGACCCAAAGCCAAGGACCUGUUUGUGGGUGAUGUGAUCACGAAUGCGGGGCCCCACCGAGACAAGAGGGUCAAAUACUUCAUACCAGAGAGCAUGUAUGUUGGAAUCUACCCACCGUACGCAGGAGGAGGCGGCUACCUUUAUUCAGGUGACAUCGCCUUUCGCCUGCAUAACGCAUCUCAGCGCGUAGCGCUGUACCCAAUAGAUGACGUCUACACGGGUAUGUGUCUUCGUAAGUUGGGGCUGGCCCCCGAAAAGCACAAAGGCUUCAGGACUUUUAACAUAGAGGAGAAAUACAGGUCGAACCCCUGCGCUUACAAGAGCUUAAUGCUGGUUCACCCAAGGACCCCACAGGAGAUGAUCCAGAUCUGGGCCUGGCUCAGUAGACCCAACCUGACCUGCCAGUGACUGCAGUCAGUCUGAAAACAUGUCAGGAUAGAUCACAAGGAAGGCCAAAGGGCCAAAUAUUUUAACUUGAACUUUAAAAGUUGGCAGCUUUAAGUUAAGAUAUUACUACGAUGUCCACACGGAUCCUCUGCCUGGUUGAGCGUUGUGGCCUGAAAAAAUGAGGGCGGCGUGGCAGCGCAGAUUUUUCACAUUUUGUAUUAUGGCUCUAUUCCACAGAGGAGUUAACUCUGCUUAACUUUCAAAGGACCUUCACCCAAAGUGAAUAUCUUUGAGUUCAUAUAUUUAUAUCACAGCUAUUUAUAUGGCCUUUAUGUGCUUUAACACUGUCACCUCCACCACAAAGUGUCUCAAUGCUGUAUUAAAUAAAUGAGAGCUGGAAAGUGUCUGCCUGGCACCCAAGGGUCGUUUUGGUAAAGCUAUAACAUGCUGGUCAGGUUACUGAAGUGAGUAAAAGCAAUUGAUUGCUUUCUGAACACUGAAAAACAGUGGUUCCUGCUUUCCCGGUGAACACUUCCUCGUAGUCAUAGCUGGAGGCUUAGAUUGUGCUGCUAUUUCCAACCACACUCCCAGAAGUAUUUACUCACGACUCUAAAGCUCAGAGUUUUUGUUCACAUCAUUUCCUCAGUUUCCACUGGUGAGACUCUGCUCUCAGUCAGCCACAACAUUAAACCCACCUGCUGAAAUGUUUUUUUUAAAGGCCAGGUCUCUUUACCGAAGCCACCUUUGUGGUUUCGUAAAAGCAGUUCCCUUAAUUGGUGUGGCUGAUCAACGUUGGAGCAAUUAAAAUGAGACAGGGAUGUCUAGCCUCGCUCUCCGCAGCUCGGCCGGUCGGGGCUCAGAGAAAUCCAAAUGCUGGUCUAAAUCAGCUUCAGGUUCAAAAAGGUUUAACAAAAGCCCAAAGUACAUUUUCACAGGUGUGUCAUUUCAAGCUUUCGGUGUGACGUAUUGGCUAUGUGCCCGUGGAAAGCGUUGAAUGAGGAUAAAUGCUGCUUUACUGUGACCUGAGUGAGUCUAGAUUCUUUAAAACAGGCUGAACACGUACAUACACAAAUUGUUACUUGAUUAAAGUGUCCGUGGGUUUUGCAAGAGACUCUUAAGGGUUCUGUGUGUUGGUGAAAGCUUUAAAGUGUGUGUGAACUUGUGUUUUAUUUAAAAGUUGAUCCUUAGCUCAUUGUUGUUUAGCUUCAUUCACCUGACAAGAGACAUCCUGCACAUAUUUACCUUUCCCUCGUAUUUCAUAAAAUUCCUUCUGAGCAGUAUUGUAUGCACGACACGGUGAGAUGCUUGACUCGCACACAGCAUGAAGGGUAAUGGUGUUACUUCGUCUCUGUUAGAGCUCCCCCUGCUGGUCAGGGUGGCGGCAACAAAACAUUUUUUGCUAGAGCUUUGUAAACAGUGGCGAUCCCACGACUCCCAAACUGCCAACCACCUGAUUUAUUUAAAGCAUCGGCUUAUUACCGUAAUUAUCUCUGUGUUAGUCUCUACAUCCUUCGUGUAUCCGUUAUGUGACAUUUGUAAAUCAUCCUACAGACAAUCGCACCAGGUCUCUUGUUUUUUCUCUUUUCUUUUUGAACUUCAGUAUAUUCAUGCAGGAUAAGACCAACACUAAAAAGAGAAGAUAAGAACCUGAAAGACGUGUAUUUCAUGCUUCUGGAUUAUUUAAUAUUUCACUUGUUGUGUGCAUAGCGCUGUCACUGCUGACAUACAUGCCGUUAAUCGUUGCACUCCUCACUGUGUAGUUUCGCGGCUGCCUGAACUGUUUACAUCGCCUUCUAAUUGUUGCUUCAGCCUGAUGAUUGUCUACAGGUGUGUGGGUGUUGAAUUUGUUGAUUGGAAAAGGUGCACAAUUUAUCCAAGUUUGAACAGUCAGUGUUUUUCUGGCCUGAAUGUCCCGAAUGUGUCCAAGCUGGGGAUCAUGAAGGAAAUUCAGCUGAAUGUAACGAGGCCUGUGGCUGUUCUUCAUUGUGUGUUUUUUCUAUUUAAUCAAAGUUUAUGUGGAGUAUCUGUGUUGUUUUUAACCCACAGAAAGAUUUUUUUUUUUUUUGUGUGUGUGUGGUUUCUUUAAACUUUGGUUAAUGUGAGUUCCAGACACUUUUCGCUGCCUGCACGAGUCAAAGAUGAUUACCAAAUCUGUGCCUGAUGUUUGUAUGUACUGUAUGUCACGCAAACUUAAAUGUGAUCGCUUUAACAUCAUGUUUCAAUAAAGCUAUAUUUUAAUGGUUUUGUAGAUGCUGUUAUGUGAUUUUUAUGGUUUCUAAGGAUGUACAUGAGAAUUUAGAAAAAUCAAUCACGUCUGAUUACAAAAAAUCUUGAUGCUUCUUAAACCUCAAGUCACUUUUUUUUUUUUAUAACAAGCAUUUUAAAGCAGGAGUUAACCUAAAGAUACACACAUGCAAAGCAAGAUAUACGAAUAUUAAAAAAAAAAAAAUAGUUGGGAGGAUGACAUCAGCGACCUCGAGGCUGAAUGUGGAGGUGAUAGAUCUGUAAUAUAAUACGCAGCUGAUCCAUGAAAGGCUGUAAAAACAAACUAAACAUUUAGCCAGUGCAGCUGAAUCAAAACACGAGUGGUGUGUGGUCCUUUCUUGUUAAUGAUGUUAAACAGAAAUGCGUUUUUUCGUAAGGAAGCUAAAAAAAAAAUCUCUGGGUCACAGGAGCCUGUUCCCAAAGGUACGCUGUUAAAUCCAAGUCUUUCAGUGAGUUCAAAGCCCAAACUGGGGAAGAAAAUUAGAAACUGCUGGUCUGCUGGGAUUUUCCCACACAGCCGUCUGUGUUAAUGCCAGAGAAGACGGGCCUGAAACUCAAAUAACUACUCGUGACAUCUGAAGUGUGCAGAAGAGCAUCUCUGAACCCACAACACAUCAAACUUUGAAGCAGAUAGGAUGCAACAGCAGAACGCCACACCGUGUGCCACUACUAUCAGCUAAGAACAUGAAACUGAGGCUGUAAUUCACAUGGGCUCCAAAACAUUGAGCACUUUGACCUCUUUCCAAAACAGUUGGUCUCUCUGCAUUAAUAAUAUCUCUGAUAUAUUUGAUUGCAUACAUUUAGUUUUGCAGUUUCUUGCUUGCAUUAAGCUUUUAAAGUGAGCAGUUUAUUCAAUAUUUAAUAAACUACAUAUAUAUGUUCAACUUUUCAUUACCAAGUCUCCAUAUCAUAUCUUUUAAUGUCAAUGAAAUGGAGGACAUGAUCCCCAUCGCCUCACUGGUCUGUGAACAGUGGACCUCAUGAUGUGAAAUCUACAGAUUCCUUCCUGUAAAAGGUUAUUUAUCUCUUUAGUUAACCUUUAAAAAUUGACAAGAACAUGUGGUUCAAUUCAGUUGGAAAAAACAAUGAAAGUCCAUUCUAAUGUAGUAAUUGUGUCUCACCAGCAGAGGGCAGUAGCCGAUCAUUCUGCGGUAUUUUCUCCGUGUUUGGCGCUGACAUGGAUUUCUGCGCAGCUUGAGAGCAAGAAUGUAAACAGUGGGUCAAACAGCUGAAACAGGAUGUGCGAUGUCAGUUUCUCACAGAGCAUUUAUUUCAGUUGUUAAGCACAGAGAUGGGCACGAUUAGGAACAAGAGGAGAGUUACGCUCAGUGAGCAUGUGGGAAGUGUGUGUAUGUGGGAAAAAUUUAGAGGUACGUUUAAGAAAUAUAUGCUGCUAAAUUUGUUUAGCUUUUUAAUGUUUUUGUGAGAUUUUGCUCCUUUCUUGAAUAUAUUCUUAGACUGUUCUUUUUCCUUUACUUACACAGUUCAGUUUUUAAACCGAUUUAUGACGUUUGCAGCACUGAUGUGGAAACAGUUUUAUUUACAUUUUGCACAUAUCUGCAUGCAUAUAUGUAGAUAUGUUAUAAUACCAGACCUCUCCCUCUUUCUUUUUCUCUGGGUCUUCAAGUUUAUUGUAGCAGAGAUGAUUACACCUAACCAAAAAGAUUCAGAGGCUGUACAAAGUCAGACCUUUUUGAUGAAGUAAAAUCCCUGCAAUGAUAAAAAGAAAACCCCAGCAAUGACUGGCACUUGGUGACUGUAGGAAGGAGAAACUCGCUUUGAACAGGAAGAAAUCAGGCUCAAGGAGGGGCAGCCAUCUGCCGGGACCAGAUGGGGGUGAGGUGAAAGAAGUACAUGUGCUCUAAAUCAUCCUGAAAUCAACACCCAUGAUAACACUAAUGCAGCAGUCGUCUGUUAUGAUAACAGGAAGUUACUGUUAAAAAUUUGGAAUUCUGCUUGUUUAAAACUCAUUAAUAUAAACAGAUAUCUGGCAUCAGCAGACCAGAAUCUCUCAGCUCUCUCUCUUUCUCUGGGAUGUUUUUUAUUAAUUAUUUAUUUAUUUAUUUAUUUAUGGACCUCUUCACUCUGAGAGAAAGAAAGAAAAAAGUUCUCAGAGAUGACAGUCAUAUACCUGAGUCGUUUUCUCCCGCAGGUGUGGGAGUGUAAAAACUGUGUAUGUGUGUUUUCUGCAGACAGUCGGUGCGUACUCCUUUCUGAUAACAAUCCAAUGACCUUUUAAGGGAAAGAGACGCAGCUUUUUGGACUUCGGCUCUGUUUCCGCAGAUCUUUGCGAACAGAGAAUCCAAAACCUACACAACCUCUCCAGCUUCACAGACACAGAAUUCUGGCGUUUGUUAAAGUCUUCUUGGUAUGUAAGUGUGAAGAAAUGCUGAACAAUAAACACCUGAAUCCUGUUACAUCAGAGCAGAUUUAACUUGCUGUUGCAAUAAGAACAGAUCGGCCAAGCCUUCAGCCUGAAGUGUGUGCAUACUUAAAAAGGCUUCACAGUGUGGUGUGUGCUGCAGAGCAUCCAUGUCCUGGAAACAAAUUACAACCAGGAAGGGGGAGAGAGCUCGGCCUACUUUUUUUUUUUUUCUGUGUGUACUUUAGGUGUUCAGCCUUGAAAACUAUUUCCCUUUCCUCUUUACGUUCCACAGUUGCAUCCUUUGGAAGACUUCAGCACUCAUUAAUAAUAAGGAUGAUGAUAAUAGUAGACCCUGCUUGUCUCAUGUGUAGCCAUGACAUCCUGUUUAAGCUCAGGAGUCUGCUCAAAGUAACAACAGCUAGUUUCUCCACAGUAAGAAAAGUGCAGUUAAACUGGUUAUCUCAUAUUUAGCUGGGGUCAAACCUGAGCGCUGUAAUGUGUUUUUAUGUUUUUAUUCAUUCUAAUUUAUUUGAUAGUGUAUUCUUUCCAUUAAUCAUAGAGACUCGAGUAGUAACAUUAACUUGUUAUGAAACUUCGGCUUUUAUAUUUCAGUCAGUUCCCAAAAAGAGAGUGAAACCAGUUACAGUGAAAAUGGAAAAACGAACGCUCCGUGCAGUGAGUCCAGGUUUACUUUUCCCUGCUUGUAUAGACAGGCCCUCAUUGUCCUCUUUCGUGCCCGUUUGGAAAUUGCAGGAUUGUAAUUCGUUCCAGGUGACAGGAGCCGGAGAAGUGACAUUUUUCAUGGUUCUCCUUCACACAGCUGUUCUUAGAAAGCUGUUAAUUGUUUAUCCGUCGUGGGAAGUAAAAGCACCUGGAGCUUCUGCUGGAUGCAGGACAGGCUACACCCACCUACAGUCUGAUCCAGGUCUACAUGAAUCAGAGAGCGACAGCUGAGUCAUUCUGACCACGGAGCAGUUUUCCAAUUUCUCUUCCAGAGAAUUCUUUUUACUAAGAGGAAAAAAUGUACUGUUGAAGAUCUUCCUGCCUCCCUCUGUCUGUGGGCUGUAGCAUUAUUUUGAAUGCAUUCCUACUUAAUGUCUUUAUAAUCAUAUAUUUGAGUAAAAGAAGAUGUUUUGUUCAUUGCAUUUUAUUGCACACUGUAUGAUAUAGACUGAAUAUUUAUGCCUCACUGCAUCACUCUGGGAAUAACUAAGAGCUUGCAAACAAGAAAUGUUCAGCACAAAAUUUGACCCUCAAAUGAGCUCGAGAGCUGGACUCAUUAGUUAAGGACGGCAGUGCAUCGAGCCCAGUGAAAAGUGAAAAGAAACACACAGCGCUGAUGCAUGCAGACUCCGCUGCUGCAUAGCAUGACCUCAGACUGGAAGCACUGUGCUUGAAAGCAUAACCUGCACAGUUUAACUUCAGGGUGUAAAAUACGGCUGUUUUCUCAGAACCAGCAGUGCCUCAAAACCGCUCUGGCAUCUAUGCUAUGAAGCAACAGACCGAAACCCAACCUUUCCCUUUUCAGUAUGCAAUAUUUUAACUUAAACUACAAUCUUUUCCUAAACCUGUUUAGGUAGCUUCUGGUACAUGAGCAAAACUAAACAGCAAGUGAGAACAAAGUGGAAAACAAAGAGGUCCAAAUGAGACCUAUAAGGCUGUAUCAAAGCAGAUGGAGAAAGUAGCUGCAUCCCUUGCACCAUGGCACCAACUCCAAGACAAGGUAUGUCAUAAACAUACAUGUGGCAGAGUUGCAUUUUGCAUCAGGUUUUACCAUCAUUAAUGCUGUGACAGGAAAUAUUUUAAUAAAAGCAAUAGUGCUGAAAGGAAAUGUGGUCUUCUGAUUGACAACCCUCCAACUCUAAAAGAAUCUACCAGUAUUUUUUUGGUGCACAGUCUGGUGGUAAGAUGCAGGAAGCUGAAAACCCUGUGUUAAUGUGACACCUCGGGAUCAGAACCCACUAGAGAUUUCCUUGACUCAGCAACCUACAAACUACUAGACGCUUCUCUAGCUUUGGCAUUAACCUUUGAGUGCAAAGAUCAAAUCGGAGACAAAACUUCCAAACUCCAAAAAUAGCUCCAAAACCUGAGGUUAAAGUUAACGUCAGCUUAACGGAUUUUGACGUUAAAGUCAAGCAGAAGGAGGUGAUGAUCAAAUCUAAACGGAGGAGUCAGGCGGACCACAGCCUGACUCACCGAUGACAUCAUCAGGAUGUUGCCAGGAAGCCGAUAUGAUAAAGCGCAGAUGAGGUUCUGGGAAACUGAUGGCAGCAGCGAUUUUUCUCUCACACACAGGCACCCAUGAGCUGAUCUGUACGCCAGGCGUCCCAGGAGCUCUCGCUUCCUCAUCUGUCUCUGAAAUCAGUGUAGCACCUUUUGCUUAUCAUCACACACCUUUUACUCACACAGGCAAAUACAGCCACAUGUUUUUAAGCCUGUGCUGGCGACAGAAAGCUUCUGGCAUCAACAGGCGUCUGGAGAUAAAAAAAAUU